UCGCUUCUCUCAGUCGGUGGUUGCGCGCCGCUCCGCUCGCAACUCCGCGGGCUUGCCUUGGUGCGCGAGGUUUUGCUCUUCGCGGCGGUGUUUUUGUUAAUUUUUUCCUUAUGUGGGUGCGCGGACUAGGGGUCGCCUGCUGAGGCCCAAACCUCGACCCCCAACGAGCUUCUUGUGCUUUUCUUUUUUUGUUUUGUUUCGUCGCUUCUGUUUCUGUGUCGCGCGCCUGAGUUUCUUCUCUUUUUUUUUCGGAUUACUUUGCUUUCCUCCGCGUGUCCUUCGACGCUGAGGAGAAGGAUCAGCUGUCAUCUUCUCUGACGUCUGCAGAGGAAGGAUAUAUGGAAGCGCAGUUUCUCCGCAUCCCUAUCGGCCAAGUUGUGAGUUGUUGAAGCUAUUGCUACGCUGGAUUCUAUUGGCUCGCGAUCUGAGCUUAGGUUUUCGUUUUUCAUGUUUCCCCUUAGUGCAAUUAUUUAACGCAAAUUUACUGUACGUAUUAUCUUAUUUUGCAAGCUAUUGUUUUCUCUCUUGAUCCUCUCGGAACGAGCUACCAAUAUUUAUUAAUUUAAGGUUACGCGAUCCGGGUGCUUCCAGUUCCCUGAGGUUACGACCGAGUGUCUUCACAGAUCGUGUUUGCUAUACGGGCGCGGCUUCUUUCCUUAUCGAAGCGUUAUCGCUCGACAUUGUCUGCUUUUUCAGCCUAUCUCUGACCCGUUCAGCUUCUUGCGUGUAGUUUAUUGCCGCCGUUAGCUCUGGAAGCGCGGACACAUUCCAAGUCGCUGAUACAGCGGAAGCACUUCUUAACGAACCUCCGCGCGUAGCAGUGACCUUCCUGCGCACUUAAGCGGCGCAGCCUAGUGGCGAAGCCGAACCUGCUUUUAGCGUCGGCCAUAGCGCUGUGCGGUACUCGUUCUAUAUUUUAUAGGGAAUGCGAAUAAAAAAACUAGCGAUUUUUUGCAUUGGAUAAAGUAGAUAACAGAUUCCAUCUGUCGCAUAAGGAAGAACUUGUAGGAUGAAACAAGCAUAGGUGCUGAGGAAAAGAAAAACGGAAAGUGAAACGCGAAGGACGUGGUCUCGAAGCGGAGCAGACGACGCCGUUUUUAGUUUCGUCGAGGACUUCAUUGCCGCGAGCAGACGACACGGUUGCGCACAACACUAGAAAUCAAGGAAGGAAAAUACGGAGAAAUUGCUCCUCGUGAAGUGACGGUGAAAGCAAAGUAAAAAAAAAAAGCGAUUGGGAAAGGCGGCUAUCGGGUCGUCUUCGCCGGUGCCACUUUUUUUUUUUUUUCAUCCAAGAUGUCGGCCUGGCCCGGUGUUCUCGCGCGCAAUGGUCGGUCGAGCCGCAGCCGGGUGCAGCUGCCGCGGCGCGGAUAUCGUCUGCUGGAUAACGGUCACCGCCGCGGGCAGACGACGGCUCCUACCGCUGUCGUCUGCUUCGUGCCCCGCGCAGCUUCUGCGUGACGCUUUCCCCGAGUGUUGUGAGGAAGCAAAACGCCCCUUCUAAAGCCGCGUUUCGAGUGCGCGGUUGAUGACAAUGCGUUGCGAUGGGUUUGGACCGCGGGUCCCACGAGACGAUUGACGUGAAGAAGUAAAGAAGACGUCGUGCCGGUCGCUGGUGUGCGUGUGUGUGUGUGUGCGCCGUACGUGAAAAAAAAAUAUGCGCGUCGCCGGGAACUUGACUACUGCGAGCAGACGACUGAUCAAGACCCGGAUGAUGACGUCCCUUGCCCGGCUUAUGCUACUUCUGCUCGAAAUCGUCUGCCUCUGCCUCCUAAUCGCCGCUCCAGCGCAUGCCGCCCCGGCCUUUGAUAACGGUGAUGGCGAGGCGGAGAAGAUCUUCGUGCGCGUCGGGGCCAACGUGACCUUCCGCUGCCCGGACCUGCCCCAGUCGGGCCAGCAGCCGCGCCACCUGACCUGGUGGAAAGAGGACCGGCGGCUGAUCGAGGCGACCCGCGAGCGCGUCACCGUGGCCCCCGAGGCCGGAGCCCGGGUCGCACUGAUGCCCGGCUCCAGUGCGCUGCUCUUCCGCUCGGUGGUGGCCGAGGACAGCGGAGAGUACCAGUGCGUGGUCAACAACCGGCAGGGCAGGCGGGGCAUCGUCCGACUCUACGUGCAGGAUGUGCCCGACCCACCAGGAAUCCCCAUCGUGGUGGGCUUCACCUCACGUUCCGUCAACCUGUCCUGGACUUCGAGCGUAAACACGCACAACAGUCCCAUACUGCAGUACAUCAUACACAUCAGAAUCGGGGAGAAAGGUGACUGGGACACGCGGAACAAGGUGAUGACGUCGGACAACAGCACCAACUUCCAGGUGAUCGGUCUGAAGCCGUUCACGGUGUACUCCUUCCGAGUGCUGGCAGUCAACGCCAUCGGCGCCAGCAAACCCAGCAAGGAGUCCUUCUACAUGGUCACGCUACGUGAAGUGCCGGAGGGAAAGCCGACCAUCGUGCACGCGCAAAACACGAGCAGCUCCACCAUCCGUAUACAGUGGACGGCUCCCCCGAGGCACACAAUCCACGGCGAAUUCGAGGGCUACCGCAUCACCUACCGGCCUAGGGACAAGCCGCAAGAGGAGAGCCGGGAAAUCGUCGUACGAGACAGCAAACAGACGCAAUACACCAUCCGGAACUUGGAUACAUUCACUCAGUACCUGGUGUCUCUGCAAGUGUUCAACCCUGCCGGACGAGGACCGGCUGUGGUUGUGCCGGUCAUGACCGACGAGGGAGAGCCAAGCCCACCUGUGAACGUGACGGUGGUGGGCGUGACGGACAACACGGUGCGGCUGAAGUGGCGGGAACCUGAGAAGCCCAACGGGGUUCUUCAGGGAUACUACGUCUACUUUCAUCCGUCGCGCAACGGCUCAGCACAGCAGCAACGCCGUACAGUCUCCCACCCGCAGCCCAUUCAGGAAUACGCGCUCACCAAUCUCCGGCCAUUCUCGUACUACAACAUCUGGGUGAAGGCCUUCACGCAGAAACAUCUCGGGGAAUCUAGCAACCUGCUCAAGAUACAGACGGACGUCCAGGGCCCCAGUGCGCCGAUCAUAGUGAACCUGACCUGCCAGUCAUUGGACAGUCUCUUCCUGCAAUGGGAGCGGCCGCAGACCUACUACAACAAAGUGGACUACUACUUUGUGCACUACCGCUCGGAGGAGGCCUGGGGCUUUGAGGAGAUCGCCAUGGCUGCCACCGACCGGCUAGACCAUGUCAUGUUCAUACCAAACCUGACGGCCAACACGCUGUACGAGGUGAAGGUGCAGGGGGCGACGCGGAGUAUCAUUGACCAGACGACCGUGUUCAAAGGGCAGUUUUCUGAUUCCCGGAAGGUGCUCCUCCAGAGUAAGUGUCAGACCUUCAACGAUGGUGCCUAUUCCGAUCCCAGCCUGAGUGCCGCCGUGGUGGCCGGUGUGGUGUGCGUGUCGUUUGCGCUGUUUCUGGCCAUCAUCUCCUUUGUUCUGUGGAAAAAGUAUUUUCAGGCCGCUUACUAUUACUUGGACGACCCUCCAGGAAACAGAGCUUCGCCGCAACUUUCUGAAACCUUUGACGACUCGGAGUAUGCUUCUGUGCACGUGAGCCAAUGGGCGAAACACGUGGCUGACCUUCAUGCCGAUGGAGAUAUCGGGUUCUCGAGGGAGUACGAGUCUCUCCAGCAGGCUACAGAUUUGGAUCUGUCUUCAGACUAUUCCCAGAUGGCAGAGAACAAGGGGAAGAACCGAUAUGUCAACAUCGUGGCAUAUGACCACACACGUGUUAUAUUGAAGCCUACCCCUGGCCAGAAGAAAUCAGCUGACUACAUCAACGCUAACUACAUUGAUGGUUACAACAAACCUAGGGCCUACAUAGGCACCCAGGGCCCCCUGCCCUCGACUUUUGACGACUAUUGGCGCAUGAUCUGGGAGCAGAGGGUCUGCAUCAUCAUCAUGAUCACCAACCUGGUAGAAAGAGGACGGCGCGCUCGUAGCGUUUCGGCAGAGUUGGAUGAUCUUCGUAAGUGUGAUAUGUACUGGCCAAAGGAAGGUACUGAGACCUAUGGCAUAAUCCAAGUGAAGCUGGUCCAGGAGGUUGUCAUGGCAACAUACACCGUCCGAACCUUUGCGAUCAAGAACAUCAAAGUGAAGAAGAAGCAGGCGUCUGAGCGGACGGUGUACCAGUAUCACUACACCAACUGGCCAGACCAUGGGGUACCAGACCAUCCUCUGCCAGUCCUCAGCUUUGUGGCCAAGUCUUCUGCUGCCAACCCUCCCACUGCAGGACCCAUGAUCGUGCACUGCAGUGCUGGUGUAGGAAGGACGGGCACCUACAUCGUUCUGGAUGCCAUGCUCAAGCAGAUGCGGCAUCGGCAGAGCGUCAACGUCUACGGCUUCCUGCGGCACAUCCGCCAGCAGCGAAACUACCUCGUCCAGACCGAGGAGCAGUACGUGUUCAUCCACGACGCUCUGCUCGAGGCCAUCGAGAGUGGAGACACGGAGGCUGGGGUCUCACAGCUGUCUCGCUACGUGCAGAGCUUGCAGACAGCUCAGGUUGGAAACACAGGGAGCGGGGACAAUAUUGACAAGUCCUGGUCACUCCUAGAGAAGCAGUUCAAGCUGGUGACGGUAUUCAAGGCGAAAGAUUUCAAUGUGGUGUCAGCUGUGAAGCCCUGUAACAAGGCCAAGAACCGGUCACUCAACUUGAUUCCCAUCGAGUCACACCGGGUGCACAUCACCCCAAAGCCGGGCACGGAUGGCUCGGACUACAUCAACGCCACUUUCCUACAAGGUUACAACAGGUUGCGGGAGUACAUAGUAACGCAGCAUCCACUAAUGACGACCAUGGCCGACUUCUGGCAGAUGGUCUGGGACCACAACUCGCAGACGGUCGUGGUCCUCUCGGUCGUCGACGAAAAGGAGUACCCGCAGUUCUGGCCCGACACAGACGAGGAGCAGGACUAUGGGAGCUUUAAGGUGAAGCCCACGAGCGACGAGACGGCCACGACGGCGUCGACGGACACGGUGCCGGCCGACGAGAAGCCGAGCGGGGGCCCAGGCUUGGUGAGCCGGGACUUCAUCUUGCAGUCGACGCAAGACGACUACGAGCUGUCCUGCCGUGUGAUCCAGUGCCCGGGCUGGCCCCAGGCUUGCACCCCCAUGGCCACCCUGUUUGAUCUGAUUCGCACGGUGGCCGCACGACAUGCCGAGGACCUCAACGGCCCCGUCGUCAUCGUAGACAAGUGUGGAGGUACGGAGGCAGCCACCUUUUGCUGCCUCUCAUCGCUCUACAAGCAGCUUGAGAGCGAAAAAUGCGUGGAUGUGUACCUGUACGCAAAGCUGUAUCACAUGAGGAGGCCUGGAAUAUGGAAAUCUCAGGACGACUUCCUAUUCCUGUACCGAGCAGUCGAAAGCCUGCUGGCUGUGAGUAAUAGCCCGGCGGCGGCGGCGCCAAUCCUCGCCAACGCCACGAACGGCCAGCUCACCAGCAACGGGCAUGCGGUCAAGAUUGAGGAAGUCGCCGGGAAGAUAGAGAGCCCCGACUGAAAGAAGGCCGAGCACAGUCACUUCUUCCCCUGUCCAGCUGUUCGCCGCGAUGGCGUGCGCUCACCUUUGCUUCUUCUGGUCAUCCCGAGCUUGGCACCGAAUGAGAUUUUUUUUUGUUCCCACGCCUCGUUUUUGUGCCGGUUGCAUCGCUUCGUUUCCGUUCUCGAGGUAAAAGAGAGGACAACCGAGGAACUUUGGAAGGCAGAGAGAUCAGCUGUGACCAAACGCAGAGAGCGUCGGUGCAUUCUGCCUCAUGACGUGCACAUUCUGGUAAUGUUCGAAAUGCGCGCGCACAUGUGUUUUUCGGAUGUUCGUCCUCCAUUGCCCCGCAAGUGUGAGCAGUCUGAAAGCUCCCAUUUUCACGGCGAAACGUUGCAUGUAUCGGAAGAUGAGAGAGCAAAAAAGAAAGAGUGUUGCUGGAAGAAUGCCAUGCUCAUCUGGCAGUCUUAACGACGGAGCUAUCGUGCUAGGUGCAGAGCAUGUCUGCAUCCUUAGUUUGAAAACGGACGAUUUUGUCUGAUUCAGGGCAGCUGGUGAAAUUCACAUAGGUUGGAAACAGACUCUCUAUAAAUGUUAGGUCUGAAAACGAAAAAUUGUAGCAGGUAAUGCAACGUUGUAGUGGUUGAUCACUACUUUUACUGUGACUUGAACUUCAGAUUCAAUUUGGAAAGUUACGUUGGCAAAGCCUGACACUUGUUUGGGGUGCCUUGCUAUGUAUAAUGCCCCUGAUUGAGCAAUACCACGAAAACCCCGGAGCAGCCGGGAUUCUGAACCAGAGCAGCAUCGUUCGGUGGGCUCAUUUUUCUAUGCCGCGGUGUCUUUUCAAACCUUCAGAAAGGACGGCCAGUUCUGUAAAUGGUGUAAGAUAGUUGACAUUAAGUUGUACAUUAUUGCGCGUCAUGUUUCACUUCACAUCGCCGACCGAUUGUGUAGAUUUUUUUCUUUUUACCUUUUUUUUUUCUCGAUUUGUGUUUGUUCAGUCAGCUGUCUGCUAAAAGCAAUGUUCUUACUGUUUUCAUGCUUAGUAGUGGCCAACUGCUUUUGGAUGAAGUGUGUUUGUUUUUUCUCAUCGUGGGUGAAUGAGCCCACGAGGGAGAAAAGCGAUGCGUUUGGGGAAUGGGUGCUGAACGCACACAAGGCUGUCACUGCCAGAUGUACAUCGCAACACCUGUAGCCUAGAGGGAACGCAUCCCUCCCAGCUGUCGUGAUAGUUUGAAGUCAACAAGCACAAAAGGGCUUGGCUCUCUGCAGGUUCAGUAGAUGAACCCUGUCUUCAGCACUGCCGUUUUAUCGUUUUUUGUUGUUGUUGUUAUUUUUUUUUUCUGCUGGGCUUUGCGUUUAGGUUUCAUACCUUUACUCACUUUAUUUAUUUUCCGCGCCGCUACAUUAAGAGAUUUUGUUUAUCGUAAGGAAGGAAACCUAGUUAUUAUUGGUGUUUAACGAAAGACGGACAGUUCCGAGUGACUGCCAAGGCCUUUUUUGGGGCAAGACAGGAGUUGUGUUUUGAGUUCCACGCCUCUGAUGAUGACACAGCGCAGACGAACGAUGCGGUCGGAAAUUACGACGACGACGGCGACAACGGCAAAAACAACAGAGACAGCGCGAUCAAAACAAGAGACAGCCAAUGAUGAAAGGCGCGGGGAUGGAAGAGACAAGACAGGAGUAUGCAGCGUGCGAGCAUGCGCGAAGGGGCCCCGCACACAACGGAGACGUGCCAAGUUGCGCAACACACGCGCGCGUUCAGUUGCAAGCCUCGACAGAACAUGAAUAAACGGCCUUGACGUCGAUAACAACCGCCCCCGCCCCAUUGCCCCCAGCUCCCAACGAGAAACGACGCCCCCCGAUCCAGCAGCAACAACUUCUAGUCUGAUAUCAUCUAUGUGCUGUCAAUGUUCUGCAUAUUUUUAUUAUUAUUUUUUCCUUUCCUUCACUUCUGCUCACAUUCAGGCUUUUCAAGAUUUCAUGCACCAAGCGAACGAGCGUAGGUGUGCAUUUUUGUUGAUGUCCAUGGUCUUCGACUCUUCACGCUUGUUGUUGUGUUUCGUAUUAUGUCGCAGGUUUCCCACUGUCGUCGUUUCACCUUACCCCAUCACUAACAGGCAUAGUUUUUCUUACCUACUACUGGUUUCAGACCAGAUGAAGCCAUGGAAAGAAAAAAACGAAAUACUCGACAGCAUAGCUGUUUCAUCUUUCUAAAGGGCACGCACUUCUUUUGUAUCUAUUCCUUUCUGAGCAGGCAUUUACUUUCCUCAUCAGCCCUUUGUCAGCGUACUGUGUCUAUACAAAACAUUUUCCUCCUAGCCCCAUUCCUCAACGUCUUCAGCAUGCUCUUUUUUUUUUCUUUUUU
Dermacentor albipictus is the source of this 7856-nucleotide messenger RNA. RefSeq names its product putative receptor-type tyrosine-protein phosphatase mosPTP-1. Gene Ontology annotation, molecular function: protein tyrosine phosphatase activity; protein binding. The record is from RefSeq and is a predicted model, not a curated record. Gene Ontology annotation, biological process: peptidyl-tyrosine dephosphorylation involved in inactivation of protein kinase activity. Gene Ontology annotation, cellular component: signaling receptor complex. NCBI's taxonomy places the organism in Eukaryota, Metazoa, Arthropoda, Arachnida, Ixodida, Ixodidae.